ACAAAAUUAAAAUUUCUAGUGAAGCUAGAUUAAAGUUUUCUUUAUUUCUUGCAGUUUUAAAUAAAUUAAUUUUUAGGCUAACCUCGUUAAACGGUUGUUGUCUUGACUACAGCGAUCAGCUGUAUUAAUGACAACAGCUGUGAAGGAAACAAUCUGGAACUGAAACAUACUAACAUUUAACCUUAAUAGAGAUUUUCAUUAUAAUUUUGUAUAUAUUUUUAACUUGUUAAGAAAUUAUUAAUGAAUUUAUAUUGUUUAUUGUUUAUAAUUUAAUAAAAUGAGUUUUCACAAUGAGGAGGAAGAUGAGACGGACAAAGAUACGGGCAUGUUAUUAAAUCUAAGCCAAAAAUCGGGCAUAUUUGUGGCUGAUCAAACUCCUACACCCACGAGACUUAUAAAAAACUGCGAAGAAGUGGGUCUUUUUGAGGAUUUAAAAAAUGUUAAUCCAUUCGAUGAAACAUUUCGCAGGGCCUGUGAACAGAAUGUACAACAUACACCCAGUAGUCAUCAGCAAUUUCAGAAUGAUGAAAAUUCUUUACACACACCACAGGUGUUUCCACAAUUCGAUACAGCCGUUGAGGGUGGCAUAGUAGCGGCUGAAGAUUUGACAAAACAAACUCUAGAUACUCCUGUCGUUUUGGAUGUGGAAAGUGUAGAAAAUAUUUUGAAUGUAUCGCCAGCUUGUGUAAAACCCAAAAGUGCUGACUGUUAUGCCAACAAAUAUAGACCAAUCGCUGAAAAACCUCCCGCUCAUACUGUACAACAGUCACAGACGGGAAUUACUUUUUUACCCUCCUCCCUGCAGUUUAUACAACCACAAGUUAUAACAGUAACAUUUCCAAAUCCCACUAUAGACUCUGCCAUCAAUACUACUGCCAAACCAACACAGCAACAGACGCUACAAACAAAGAAAUCUUUAACAAAAACUAAACCUCUUAUACUGCCCAAACUAUCAACGACAAAUAUAACAUCUACCAAAGAUAGCACAAUAAACACUUCGGGUUGUUCUGCAACCUCCCCAAAUCACUCGUCUACUCAACCGGAGCCUAGUAGUGCCAGUUUAACACCCACAUCACAAUUACCCAUUAAAGAACGUCUUAAAGCGAUUUUAAGUCAAUCUAGUAAAACACGUCCCGCCGAUUGGUCCGACAAAUCUUGUAGCAAUAGUAAACAUUUGAAUAGAAAUUCUAAAAGCAAUUGUCAACGGGUUUCUAAAGACGAUACCAUGGAACGCCGUAGAGCAGCUUCAACACGUUAUCGCCAUAAAAUGCGCAAUGAGUACAAAGAGUUGCGUAAACAAAAUUCCGAAUUACAAGUUGAAAAUAAUAAACUUAAAGAGAAAAUCAAACAGUUGGAAAUGGAAAAUUCAAAAUUAAAAUCCGCUUCAUUACAGCCUGUUUUAGCUUCGUCUACAUUACCUGCCCUUGGAGUACCCGCUCAAAUACAAAUUCCUGCCUCUACCAUACAUUUAGUUAUGAACAUACCCAAAUUGGUGGUACCGUGUGGUACUGGCGAUUUAAAUCCCAAUUCAGCCAUGCUGAAAACUCCUUUAAGUUAUAGUUUAGAUAAAAAAUACAAUGAUUUAAACAUAACAAGAUGGCUAGUAUUAGAGCAAAACUAUUGCUUCUUAGAAAAAGACUAUAAACAAACAGAUAACAUGGGUGAUAAUGAACAGAAAGCUUUACAAUUAAUGGCAGAUGCCGAAAAAAAAUUAUCCCAACAAAAGGGUCUAUUUAGUUCUCUAUUCGGUAAUUCAAAUAAAGUCGAAGAGGCCAUAGAAUGUUAUCAACGGGCUGGUAAUAUGUUUAAAAUGUCCAAGAAUUGGACUAAGGCGGGUGAGUGUUUUUGUGAGGCAGCCAGUCUGCACCAAAGGGCAGGUAGCCGUCAUGAUGCGGGCACCAAUUUUGUAGAUGCCUCAAAUUGUUAUAAAAAAGUCGAUAUAGAUACAGCCGCAUCAUGUUUAUUAAAAUCAAUAGACAUUUAUACUGAUAUGGGUCGUUUUACUACGGCUGCCAAACAUCAUCAGAGUAUUGCCGAAAUGUAUGAGGCCGAUCCUAAUACCUUAGCUAAGGCCAUACAGCAUUAUGAGCAGGCUGCCGACUAUUUCAAGGGUGAGGAGUCGGUGUCCUCGGCCAAUAAGUGUAUGCUUAAAGUGGCACAGUAUGCUGCACAAUUGGAGGACUAUGAGAAAGCCGUCAAUAUCUAUGAGCAAGUGGCCACCUCUUCCUUGGAAUCAUCAUUGCUAAAGCAUUGUGCCAAGGAAUAUUUCUUUAGAGCUGCCUUGUGUCAUCUUAGUGUCGAUAUUUUGAAUUGUGAACAUGCCUUGGAGAAGUAUGUCAAUCAAUAUCCAGCAUUCCAGGAUUCCCGAGAAUAUAAACUAGUUAAGACUCUUUGUGAACAUUUGGAGGAACAGAAUAUUGAGGGCUUUACCGAAGCAGUUAAAAACUAUGAUAGUAUUUCUCGUUUGGAUCAAUGGUAUACUACUAUACUAUUGAGAAUUAAAAAAGCCAACGAUGAGGAUCCCGAUUUACGUCUCCGACGAAGACCUCUGCAACAGGCACCCGCCUCAUUCGAAGUCAAUUCGGACUUUUUAACCCAACUUAUGGAAGAGAAUGCCCGACGACGUUUACAACAACAGUUCGAACAACAUUUAGAAUUAAUUAAUAUGCAACUAAUGCGUCAACGUCAGCGUGAAGAACGUUUACGUGAACGUUAUCGUCAACAUCAAUUAGCUGCCAUGGCAGCAGAAAAUGAAGAAUACGAGUACAUGCAAAAGAUGAAGGAACAAAAUGAGAAUAGUCUCAAUAAUAAUAUACAACAAUAUGAUCAAUAUGAUAAUACAAAUCCAGAUUUUACCUAUAAAUAUCCCACGAUUAACAGUUUGGAAAAUCAAAGAGGAAGAAUUAAGUUCGCUGUGCCACCCACCGAUUUGCGUUACUAUGAGGUGGACGAUGAGAGAAACGAUGACGAAGAGGCUGGAGAAAACAAUGAAGUAACUGUGAUUAGAGGUGAGAAUGAGGGUGAUGUUGAUGCUGACGACGCUGGUGAAGUAGAGGGCGUAGAGGUGGAUAAGGAAGAAGAUUUAGAUUCUAGAGUUUUAGAAGAAUAUGAAGAAUAUAAACCUAAUGAGGAGGAAAAUAAUAACAAUAAUGAAGCUAAAACUGGUGAAAUUAAAAACUCGGUGGGAUCAACUAUGAUAUUGUCACCAGCUCAAGCUGGUGUAGCGACACCAACAAGUGGCAAUACCAAUUUCCAUAGAAUUAAACCACAGACAGCAGCUGCAGGUGUUAAUACCCUUAAUGUACAGCAGACACAAAAUGGUGUAGCACCAGCUAGACAGGAUAUUACCACCCUCAUCGAUAAAUUGCAUCCAAAAAUCGAACAAACACCACAGGCCGAAAUGAACGAGGGCCAUAUGGUGUUAAGGGAACAUUUAGGCAUGAAGGGAGAAAUGGGCAUGUAUGUGGUGGCUUUAAUAGCGGGUGUAAGUGCUGCCGCUACAGUGGGCUUAUUCGUUUUGGGAAUAGCCUGGUAUACUUUCCAUAAUAAAAGCAAGGCCGCGGCCGAUGUUGAGUAUCCCGCCUAUGGUGUAACAGGUCCAAAUAAAGACAUUUCACCUUCGGGUGAUCGUAAAUUGGCUCAAAGUGCUCAAAUGUAUCAUUAUCAGCAUCAAAAACAACAGAUUAUUGCUAUGGAAAAUAGACAAAAUAAUGAAGAGAACUGUGAAAUGUCCUAUGUGGAAAGUGAUGAUGAUAAUGAGGAGGGUGAUUAUACUGUUUACGAGUGUCCUGGUCUAGCUCCGACUGGUGAAAUGGAGGUUAAGAAUCCUUUAUUCUUGGAUGAUACACCCGUAACACCCGCUUUAGGCAAUCAUCCCAUAACACAGGUUUCAGCCCAGCAGCCUACGGUUAAAAAGCUAUUUGAAAAGACACAUAGUACCACAAAUACCGCGUUGCCAACUAACACUACAUUAGCAGCAGCAGCCGCCGCCAUAACAGCAGCGUCUUCCGAGGAUAAAAAACAAAAGAAAAGUAAGAAGUAAAUUCCAAAAACAACAAUUUUUUUUGUAAAAAAAAGUACUAACUAUACCUACUAUAGGUUUGAUAACAAAAAGAAAACUUAAUAUCCUUUUUUAACUUUUACAAAUCCAAUAUUUCUUUUAACAAAAAAACACUCUAUUGGUUACAUAAUGACUGCCCAUAACUAACAAAUUGUUUAUCCAAACUUUGUAUAACAAAAGGAGACCUUUGGAAACAUUAUAUCAAGGUAUACUUAACAAGGUGACAGUACAUGAGAGCAACCACACGAUUGUCAAGUCAAUGUAUACAAAAUUGUAAACAAUGAUCAGCUGUGCUUGUGAUGUCACCUUGUAUUGAGUACACCCCGCAUUAUAUUAUCUUGAAUGAUAUGAAAAAAAACUAUGUUAGUUAUAGGAUAUAAGUCAUUAUAUAAUCAAUGACUAACUGAACCGUAAUACUAUUGGUAAUUUGAAUUAUUUGAGUUAAACUCUGGUAUUCUAGGAAUUUAAUUCCUUUGACAGUCGAGAAAACAAUUCAAUUAUAUAUUAUAAACAACAACACAUUUUAUUCUUAAUCUAAGUUUUAAUUUAAUUUUUUGUUUUAGAUUUAAGUUUAAAUCUUUUCCAAAUUUCUUCCUUAACUAUAAGUAAACUAAAGAAAAAUUUAUUAUUAAAAACUUAAAAUAAAAUUAAAGAAGAAUCAACACUUAAACAAUCUUUACCAAAAAUAAAUAUAUUUAUAUAUAUGUACCAAAGACACAUUUUUCCAAAAACUAUAUAUACUACGCGCACUACAAACAAACAAAAUUAUCCGAGCCUCAGAUUUUUUUUAAUUUUGAAACUAAA
This is a messenger RNA of Lucilia cuprina (Australian sheep blowfly), 4864 nucleotides long. RefSeq lists its product as uncharacterized. The transcript is spliced from 8 exons. Lineage: Eukaryota; Metazoa; Arthropoda; Insecta; Diptera; Calliphoridae. The coding region runs from base 278 to 4042 and encodes 1254 amino acids. Gene Ontology annotation, molecular function: DNA-binding transcription factor activity; soluble NSF attachment protein activity; syntaxin binding. Gene Ontology annotation, biological process: intracellular protein transport; SNARE complex disassembly; regulation of DNA-templated transcription. Gene Ontology annotation, cellular component: vacuolar membrane; SNARE complex. The record is from RefSeq and is a predicted model, not a curated record.